Molecule: messenger RNA, 1693 nt
Organism: Pararge aegeria (speckled wood butterfly)
Lineage: Eukaryota; Metazoa; Arthropoda; Insecta; Lepidoptera; Nymphalidae
Product: hornerin-like
Exons: 2
Coding region: 4-1557 (517 amino acids)
Source: RefSeq, a predicted model, not a curated record
GUGAUGCCAUGUUGGUAUAUAAACUCGGAGAAAUGCUCUCUCCAUAUCCAUUCAGCUCAGAGCUUUCGAGACUAUCACAUCAUGGCGGCCAAGCUGAUCGUAGCCUUGGGCUGUUUCGCCCUUUGUAAUGCCAAUCCUGUCUACUUAAACGGUUACUUAUUCCGUGAUGGACGCGGCUAUUCAGUCGGCCAAGGCUAUACCAAUAAUGGACAAGCGACAGGCUCAGCAACUAACAAUGGAGGCGUUCUUCAGGCCUACGGAAGCGCAUCUAAUGGCGAUCAAAAUCAAUUAGGAAGAAGCGGUGCUUUCGGCGUACCCUUCCCCGGGGAGGCUGUAGCUAAGGCAGAAGUAUACGAUACACCAGGAGCUUAUGAAACGGCAAAUGCGAUUGCUGAUGUACAAAAUACGCCAACUUUUUACACCGUUCCUGCUCCAGCAACUAUCGUCUCUUACCAGCAAAACUUUGAAACGCCAGCUGAACUAAUAUAUGAAUAUCCUGGUACCGUUGCCCAGUCAUCCGCUAUUGUUAAUGACAACGCCGAGUCAUCUAUCACUUCUGCCAGAGCAGACGGUACGGGUUCAGCCGAGUCUUCCGCUAAGACUCAGGGUGUUGGGAGCUACGGAAUCACAUCGAACGCUCAAACUUACGGAUCUGGUGUAGGAACUGCUUCGUCAAAUAUCAACAAUGGUUACGGAGCUACUAAUACCGCUGCCAGAACACAAGGACAUGGCUCAGCUUCCUCGAACUCGCAAACUGGUCUCGGUUUGACAUCGGCUUCAACCCAAACAAACGGUGGUUACGCAAGUUCAUCGGCCAAUAAUGCUCUGAAUUCCGCUGUUGUAUCAACAAGCUCUCAAGGCAUCGCUUCAUCUAAAGCCGACAUCAACAGCCCCCAAGGUCUACAAGGUGUUGUUGUAAACUCUGCUAGAGCCAUCCCGUACAAUGGAGUCCAUUGGCAUUUUGGAACAGCCUACAAUGCUCCCACUCCUGGGCAAGCUCAAGUUUACAGCCAAGCUAACGGAGGUUCCGCUAAAUCAACCGCUUACACUGACGGCGUCGUGACUACCGCUGAUGCGCAAGGCUAUGGGUCCGCUAAGGCCAACGCUAACUUACACAAUAGUUACGUUAAUUCUGCUGCUAACUCCAAUGGCCUUGGUUACGGUGCUGCACGAUACACAGCCAACAAUGAAUUGGGAUCUGCCCACUCAACCAUCAACAACGGUUUAGGCAACAUUAAGUCUUAUGCCAACUCUAAUGGAUUUGGUAAUGCCAAUUCUCAGGCUGAUAUCAACGAACAAGGCUCUCUUUCAUCGGUUUCGAGCUCGAAUGGCCGUGGAACUGCUGCUUCCAGCGCAAAUUCUGGGCCGAGUUACGCCACAUUUAGGACUGACGGACUUCAAUACGUCUACAGCCCACGCACUACCGUCAAUACUCAGACAUCUGGCCAAGGUUCAGCUUCUGCUAGGACACAAGGAUUGAACUCUGGUUACAGGGUCCUUAAUUCUGUUGCUAACUCAUUUGGGUACGGAAGUGCACAAGCCAAUGCUAGCGCAUAAGUUAGGAUUAUAACAAAAACAAAUGACAUCAAGACGACUUUUGAAUGCUCAUAAUUUGUUAACUUGUCUUGAUGUAUUUGCUGAUUUUAAUUAUUUAUUGAAUUAUUUUAUCUAAUUUAUUUUAACUAUACUUACA